UAGCAUUGAAAGCAGAUUCUUCUAAUUUUCAUCGAAGAAAAAUUAGCUGUCGCGAAACAUAGAUUUUGAAGGAUGAUUCCAUUGGAUUUGGACGUAUGCCAGAAGGCAUCUCGCUAUGCAACCCGGGUUUGCCAAGAAAUGACUAAGCGGUCUUCCUUAAUCAAGGAUCUCAAGAAGGAUUGCGUCCCCUACUUUGAACGGGAUGAAAUCAUGCCAUAUUUAGGCGACAAACUCGGGAAGGGAGGGUUCAACAGCGUUUACGAACUCGAAAAGAUUGAACUCGACGAAACGUCUCCUGUCAAUGACGACCAGCGGAAACAGCGAUCCUUCGUCACACAAAACAUCGACCAGAAGUUACUGGCUGUGAAGUUUCUGAAUGAGUCUGCAAUGUCCAACUCCAACGAAUUUUGCAACGGCGCAGCAGACUUACUUUUGGAGGCCAAAUAUUUAAGUGCCAUAAGCAACCAUCCUCACCCAUCCAUCAUAAGCUUGCAUGGCGUGGCAGCCGCUGGAGCAGCUGGCUUUGCUACCGGUCAAAUGGGUGGAUAUUUUUUAGUGGUGGACAGGUUGUACGAUACGUUGGAUAAACGCAUCGACAUUUGGAAAGAACUCAAGCGAAGAAAGCUUCGACAUCCGUCUCCGAGUAACGUCAAACUCCUUCAGGCGAUGUUCUUGCAGCGAUUGCACGUUGCUACCGAUAUUUGUGGCGCCAUUCGGCAUUUGCAUAGCCUGAAGAUCGUAUUUCGGUAAGGGAUCAUUGUGGUACUAUUAUACUGUGGUGCUACUUUUGAAAUGUUGUUGUUGGUAUUGUAGAUUUCCAAAGUGGGCGAUAGCUUGGUAGCAUCGUGAUAUUGAAAUGGUACUGCAAUUUGACUAAAAACUUUUGUCAUAUUUGCUUUUUUCCACAAUAACACAACGGCAAUACCAUAUUCGCAAACUAUAACCAUGUCCUGAAAUCUACUAAAGCGACUUGAAACCUGACAACGUAGGCUUUAACUUUGAGGGGCGC
Messenger RNA from Pseudo-nitzschia multistriata, 1009 nucleotides. The record is from the annotation of a GenBank genome assembly. Lineage: Eukaryota; Bacillariophyta; Bacillariophyceae; Bacillariales; Bacillariaceae.